AUGCAGACCUCAGCACGGGAGUUUCAAUGCUGCAAGGCUGAAUUUACGCACUACCUGCGAUAUGCGGAAGAGAUUGUGCACUUUGCACAGUCAACGGAGAUAGAGCUGCGCGGAAAGAACAUUAAAAGGGAUGUGUCAACACCGUCCACAACGAGCGUCGAGACGCUCGAAAGGUCCGACUAG
Messenger RNA from Peronospora matthiolae, 183 nucleotides. The record is from the annotation of a GenBank genome assembly. Lineage: Eukaryota; Oomycota; Peronosporomycetes; Peronosporales; Peronosporaceae.